UCUGAAGGCUUUUACUCAUAGACACAUACAUGUGAUAUUACUUUUUGUUCUUGUAAAAGAUGUCUUCAUUUGUCAAAAGUUUCUUGAUAUUGUUUGCAAGUAUGGCCGGUCACCGCACUAUUGGGGCCUCGUGCGGAGGGGUCCUGACAAAUUCCUCUGGGACGAUUAUGUCACCUGGCUUUCCGGUAAGCUAUGCCAACGACCUGUCUUGUGACUGGGAUAUCAUCUGUCCAGGUGGUAACAAAAUUAUCCUGACGUUCACGGACAUUGAUGUUGAAUACGCGGGUAGUAAUUGUUUUGACAGCAUUAAGAUAUUUGAAGAUAUAAAUGCCUCUUCGACCUAUGAGGUAUGUGAAGGAAUUGAUAGUGCAAGCGACAAAGGAUCCUCCAUUUUGUUAAGCUCGUCGACCGUCAGAAUCCGCUUUACCUCGGACUCGACCGUCACUAGGAAGGGGUUCAAGGCCAACUAUACUUUUGUUCCAAACAAUUGUGUAUAUGAAUACAAUACUUCAUCUGGAAUCGUUUUGUCACCAAACUAUGCCGGUAGAUAUCCCUCAAACAUACAGUGUGUAUAUUCAUUCACUUUUGGGGCGAGCCAGCUUUUGUCUCUACGAUUUCUGUCCUUUGAACUCGAAAAGGAGGUCAAGGACGGAUCCUGCGCCGAUUUCGUCAGGCUAAGGAAUGCCGACUUAAAAAUGUAUGGGGAAUUUUGUGGCAAGACGCUUCCGCGAAGCUUCUCUUUCUAUCAUGGAAAAGCGUUGAUGAUGUUUUCCAGUGACAAAACGAAAACCGAGGCAGGAUUUAGUCUUGCGUAUGAAGUGAAAAAUAUCACCGAAUGUCUCCAGGAUCCGUUAGGGGAAAGUUAUGCAGGUCAAAUCAACGUCACUAGUAACGGCAGCGCAUGCGCACGGUGGGAUGGCACACUUGCAAUGAAAAACGGGUUCAGUGAAUUGUUAGAUCAAGAGAACUACUGCAGGAACCCUAAUAACCAGCCAAUGCCUUGGUGCUUCAAUGCGGCGACCGAAAAUCCCGAGUACUGCAACAUCUCAUUUUGUGACUUAACGACCACCACACAGAAAACGACAACAACAACGACGACGACAACAACAACAACAAAACCAAUAACUACUACAACAACAACAACCUCCAAGACGACAACUCCAUCGACAACCACAAAAACCCAGACACCAACAAUCUUAUCGACCACUACCAGACAGAAGAGUAAUCUAACAGGACCAGAGCCUAUGGUUCUUUCGUCUACCAAAGUUUCAACAGACUUCAUUAUCAUUGUAAUUGUGGUUCCGGUCCUGCUUUUGAUACUCAUAUUUGGAAUUGCUAUUGCAGUUGUUCGCUUCCUUGUAAAGAAAAAAAAAAUGAGCGCUCCAAUAACGCAACUUCGGUCAAUCGUUAAUCCAAACUACGUUUCCAAAGACAGCGUUGUCGACGGCUACAUAGAGGCUCUCGAGAAUGACGAAAUUUCCCGACAAUCCAUCGUAGCAGCACACGAGUCAGUACUGCGCAUGUCACGGAAAUACUCCAGAUCUCAGCCGGCUGACACCGUGUAUCAGUCGUUAGAAGAUGUUGGUGGCUCAGGUACCCUGGAACGAAAACAGUCGAGUAAAGAAGAGAGCCCGUAUGUGGAGGCUAUAAACACAUAUGACGUUUUGAGGCAGAAAAGAGGAAAGAAAGUUGAUCCUAAUGACUUCAAAACCUACAGCGAAGUAUCCAUCAUCAGCGAAGGAAACGAACACUAUGAUCAUACAAAUACUACUAGUAAAGUAUUUGAAAACGAUGAAGACCAGGAAAUAUAUACGAACACACCAUCGCUUUUGGAAAAUGUCUCCGUUGGCCAAAGAGCUAUAGAUGCUAAUGUGAACAAAACGAAAACGAACAAUAGGAAAAAUGAAAUGCCAAGUUAUGCAACUCUCAAUAAAAAGAGACAUAGUUCAUUUGUCAGCCCAAAAUCCGUGCUACCGGAAUUGACCAGUGCAAAUAACAUUCGUUAUUCAACCGGAGAGAAAAUUUUUAAGAAUUCUAAUAAAUCAAAUGGGGAAAACGAAAAUGACCAACCUAUAUACAGUCAACCUGAUAAGACUAGAGGAAUGUUGGACGAUGUUCUCUCAGUUCUAGACGAACCGGAAAACCCCAACAGCGAUGAUGGAAACACUGGGGGUUCCAAUGAGCAACCGGUGUAUGCAACUGUGCACAAAACUCGUCAAGGUUCUACUAAACACCCCAAAAAACCAAGUGUACCAGACCCGAAAGACGUAAAAACGAGAAUGUCAACUAGCGAGAAAUUAGGAGGAGGCGACGUCGAGUCGGAAAGCCAGCAACAACAAGAUAAUGCCAUUGCAUCCGUUGCUCCGGAGGAAGAAGAGGCCAUCUACGAGGAAGCUGAUGUUCAGUACGACCAACUGCGGCGUCAGCGCACGCGCCGCAAUAGGAAUCUUGGUGUGAAAGUGUCGAUUUACAGUGAGAUACUACCAGACACAUCAAAUGACGAAGGCAUAUAUAGCAACACAGAGAGUGGAGGAAGAAUGAUCAAAAGUGAACAGGUCAUGGAGACUAAACCACCCCCGUCAGUCGAUGAGCCGGUGAUAAAGGCUGAUGCUGAUUCAGAAAGUCCUGCGGAACAAGACACUAACGAUGCAGUGAUUGAAAGUUCAAGACUGUAAGCAUGUUUGAGUUCGUGGACUUCAUUUGAUUAAGAAGUGUCUAAUAAAUGUCCCAUAAUACACCAUAGAUAUUGUUUUGUUUAAUUUUAUAAUCUUUGAAUACAAGAGUUGCAUGUCUUAUGAGUCAUGAACAUGAUCAGCAUUUGUCCGAUUUGUCCAAUUUUAUGAUAAACAAAAAAAUCCUUUUGAAUUAUUCUACUCAAUUUUAAUGUAUGAUUAGAAGAAUAAUCUUCUUUACCUUGAAUUUUACAAUCAAUUAAGAGUAAUAUUCUACAUCUCAGAAAGAAAUACGUCUAGAAAGUUUGAUAGUAAAACAGGGAGAGUUAAAAACAACUCCAAUACUGUGGUUUCAUCAAUAUUCAUUGAAUACCAAUUUUUGUGGAUUUCGUUUUUAAGUUGAUCCAUGAAAUUUAAUUUUUAUUGAAAUGCGAUGUCUGCUAUGAUGUUGUAUAUGAUAGAAUCAUUGACAACGAAAUUA
Magallana angulata is the source of this 3153-nucleotide messenger RNA. RefSeq lists its product as uncharacterized. The transcript is spliced from 11 exons. The coding region runs from base 60 to 2675 and encodes 871 amino acids. The record is from RefSeq and is a predicted model, not a curated record. Lineage: Eukaryota; Metazoa; Mollusca; Bivalvia; Ostreida; Ostreidae.